Strigops habroptila (Kakapo) is the source of this 3438-nucleotide messenger RNA. RefSeq names its product nuclear cap binding protein subunit 2 (gene NCBP2). The coding region runs from base 35 to 481 and encodes 148 amino acids. Lineage: Eukaryota; Metazoa; Chordata; Aves; Psittaciformes; Psittacidae. Gene Ontology annotation, biological process: mRNA cis splicing, via spliceosome. The record is from RefSeq and is a predicted model, not a curated record. The transcript has 5 exons. Gene Ontology annotation, cellular component: nuclear cap binding complex. Gene Ontology annotation, molecular function: RNA cap binding.
AUUGGCUGCCCGCCCGGCGUGCGGCGGCGGCGUCAUGUGCUCCGCGGGGACGCUGAGCGUCUUGCGCAGCGACUCUUACGUUGACCUCAGCCAGUACCGGGACCAGCACUUCCGGGGGACGCGGCGCGACCAGGAGCGGCUGCUGAGGAAGAGCUGCACGCUGUACGUGGGGAACCUCUCCUUCUACACCACGGAGGAGCAGAUCCACGAGCUCUUCGGUAAGAGCGGCGACAUCAAGAAGGUCAUCAUGGGGCUGGACAAAGUGAAGAAGACCGCCUGCGGCUUCUGCUUCGUGGAGUAUUAUGCAAGAGGAGAUGCUGAAAAUGCCAUGCGAUACAUCAACGGAACCAGACUUGAUGAUAGGAUCAUAAGGACAGACUGGGAUGCAGGAUUUAAGGAGGGUAGACAGUAUGGUCGUGGAAGAUCAGGGGGCCAGGUGCGCCAUUUAUUGAUCCUUCUAGGACUAAUAUUUUUCAAUUAGGACAGUACUGAACCACAACUUGUGUUAUUUCAGGGUGAACAGUACCAGCCCUUUCAGCCUCUCCUUGUAUGACAGGUGCUCCAGUCCCUCAAUCAUCCUUGUGGCCCUUCACUGGACUCACUCCAGUGUGUCCCUGUCUCUUGCAUUGGGAAGCCCAGCACUGGACCCAGCACUCUAGAUCUGGCCUCACCAGGGCUGAAGGGAGGGGAAGGAUCACCUCCCUUUACCCACUGGCACCACUCUGCCUAAUGCAGCCCAGGAUACUGCCAGCCUUCCUUCUGAUGAGUGAACAUUGCUGGUAUUUCUUUGCUAGAGCCUUCCAUUCUUGACAAAUUUCCAACGUGUGUCAGGGCUGCAGAGUUAUUCCUCUGUUUUUUUCAUGGCUUUUUUUUGUUUUGUUUUGUUUUACAUAAACAUGAUUAUGGUUAAAAAUAGUCUUAUAUCCGACAACAUUGCAGUGUAGGCCUAGAGUAUGCACAGUAAAGACUCAGCUUAAACUGCGCAGUUAAAGAAAAUUCAAAACCACAGAUUGUUUGUGAUGUGAUUCUAUUUAUAUUUCAACAUUGGUAAAAUAUUUACUGUUCUUUUAUGGUUUUACUUGGGUUUAGAAAGCAAGAAAAAGAUUCAGUUUGGAGAAUACUGGAAACUUUUCAUUAGAACUGUUGAAAAAGCCUACCUUUUACAAAUGUCAAAAUGUACCUGAGUCAUCCAUAUAAUAUGUUUUUAUUUCUUUUUGUGGUUAUUCCUCCUUCUGGUUUUCUGUAAGAGCUAUUUCAUAACUGAGGAAUUGGCUCCAAAGAGCUACAAUGGCAUCUUUGCAAAUAUGUUAUCAAUCAGUUUUGCACGUGGAUUUUCUAUGUUUUUUGAAAGCAAUGCUAAAAUUUGAAGCAUUGCCACUUGUUGCUGAAUCUUUGCUUCCUCAUUGUGUUUUCUUUCGGUGCCUCUGCCCUACCAGCUUACCUGCUUGCACAAUAUCCUUUCCUGCUUAAAUUUGUCCCAUAUAUUCUUUGGCUUAUAUUCCAAGCUGCAUGGCUGAUACAUCAUGUUCAAUUGCUCUUCUCUGCAGCUAUGUAGUUUGACCAGAGGUGCUAGUGAGUGCCUUCUGUGGAGGAGGCACAGGAAAGCUGCAUAUCACUGCCCUGCUGGGAUUUAACUCUGUGAUUGUCAGAGCUACCAAAUGUGUGCCAUAUUCUGCCUUGGAGUAACAAUUUUAAGUUAGCUGGGGUAAUGCUAAACAUCAUUGGAGCUGCUGGGUCCUGUGACCUACCACUCAACUGUAUUUGUAACUCUGUGUUUGGUUGCCUGCGGUGUUACAAAGAGCCUUCCUAAUAGUCAAUGGUGCUGAGUAUCAACAAUUCACCUUGCAGUCAGUGUGAGGCCUGUGAUAUCUUCCCAAAUAAUACAGUUACAGUCAGGAUAGUCCCUGGGUGGUGUUUAAUACUUAGUUAAAAUUAGCCAAAAUAUUUUAUAUUCCAAGUAAUAUAUUUUCCUGCCCUUUGUGACGUGUUUGUCACUGGCUGGUAUGUUCUGCUUGCAUCCUGUUCUGUUUUCAGUAAUACUGAUUAUCCUUCCCCUAACUUCUGUUGCAAACCAGAAUGACAUGUCUUUUUCCUGGUACGUGCUACUUUCACACAUGGGUUCAGUUUCACCAGUGAUCAAAACCAGAUGGAUCAGUCGUGUGAGCACUAGUUUAAUCUGAGUGCUGCUGGGCUAAUUGAAGUGGGCUAGUGGAUGUGUUCCUUUCUUUUUCUUAUACAUGUAAGUGAAAGUGUAAUUUUAAAUUGGACCUUGUCUUUCUGUUUCCCUCCACAGAGAAGAGGCAAAAAAAGAACAAAUAGUUUUUGACAGCUGUGAAUUUGGUGAUUUUCUUGGGAGAACCAUUUUCUCUGUAAGAUACAUUUCAUGGGCUGUUUUGGGUGCACCAGGUAGGGACUUGCCAGAAGUAGUGCUAAUUCCAGGAGUAUCAACAGACAGUGGAAAUCUCUGUUCAGAGCUUCCAGCAAUGGCAGGGAGAUAGCCAUGGUCUGUGUUGACAUAAUCUUUCUGCAGAAUGUGUCCCAUAUUAGCCAAGCUCUAAACAGCAUUAAACACAUUUUCUGCAGCUGCAUAAGAAAGCUGCCCAGAGUGGCUAUUUAUCAAUCUCACUCUGACCCACUCAGACCCAUAUUACCUGUACAGAAAAUUGAUUGGGAGGGGAUAAUUCUUUGCAGCUUCUCAUGAAAGAAACAGUUAAUAAUUUAUCACCAGACUUUGUCUUUAUGGUUGUUUACGAUUCUUCUGCUCGUGACAGCAGGAACAUGUGGGACCCCAGGAAGUACCAGGUCUCUGAGAAUAUUUUGAGAGAUGCUACUGUAGUGAGUGUGAGAGCCCAAAAUGCUGGGUACUUUGUAGCAUGAUUUGUAUCAAGUCUUGGUCUUUAGAACUAGUAGUAAUUAUAAGCUUCAGGACUGAAUUCAGAUCAGACUAGCAGUGACCUCAGCUCCAAACUAGUUUUCAGGGAUAGGGCAGAUCCAGGGUAGGUUUUGAGAAAAUUCACAAGAGCUAACAUAAUUUUAUAACUAUGUGAUGUGAACUCUUCCUUGCUACUGUUGCCAUUAAGGCAGUGAAUGGUUGAAUGAAAGCACAUUUAUAUGAAUCACCGAGCUGACUGCAUUCUGCUUAAGAUUCAGGCUGUAUAAGUUUUAAUGCUCUGCCCAUCUGCUAUGUGUAAAGAUAAUUUUAAUCAUUAAGGCAACCUUUACCUUAAGUUGAUUAAGCUUCUUAUGUUCUUUCUUUUCAGACCCCCCUGACUAUAUCAGUUGCCUUAAUAAAAGAUAGUAUUUCUCAUGACAAACUUAUAUUGACUUAUGAUGGACUGAGGAUAUGACUAAGAACAUUAAGUAGAGAGAAAUAAAAACCUAUUGUUAGGGAAGAAUAAAAAGGAAGGCAUCUUUGAAUAAAGCCUUCUUUAAUAGUUU